This is a messenger RNA of Anthostomella pinea, 393 nucleotides long. Lineage: Eukaryota; Fungi; Ascomycota; Sordariomycetes; Xylariales; Xylariaceae. The record is from the annotation of a GenBank genome assembly.
AUGCACGCAGCCGAGCUACCCUUCGCCGUCCAUGGCAUUAUCGAGACAGUCGCGGCUCUGUCCUUCAUCUUCAACCCCGAGAAGCAGCUUCCAGGAUGCACGCCAGCCGCAAAGCUCAUCUUGCGCCAAUACGGCGGCCUUCUGCUGGCUUCCGGCUUGGUGUGCCUGGCAGUCCUGAUUGAACCCGGCUUCAACGACUUGAAGAAGAUGCUUGCGAUGGCGAUGGGGAGCUACCAUGCGUGGCCCUGCUAUCGCGCGUAUGUGCGCAUUCGACAGGAUACCGACUCGAAUACGAUGGGGGGCUCUGCCCUGGGUGGCCCUUCUUUGCAUUUGGUGGUGCACCUGAUCUGCCUGGCCAUGUUCGCGUUUGCUGCGGCAUCACCAACGGCUUGA